AUGUGCAGGAUAUACAGUGAUGCAGUAGUAACCCUGGAUACUGUUGUUGAAGCCAGAUCAUUGCCCCAGGCCACUUCAGCCCAGAAAACUGAACUCAUUGCUUUAAUUGGGGCCUUAGAACUCAGUGAAGGUCAGGAGUCACUGGAAAAGUUGUUAGGCCGGUAUUUCUACAUCUCGCAUUUGUCAGCCCUCACCAAAACCAUGAGGCAGCGGUUUGUUACCCACCGACAGCAUAAUGCGAGGCAAGGUCCAGCCGUUCUGCCCGGCAUACAAGCUUAUGCAGCAGCCCCCAUUGAAGAUCUCCAGGUAGACUUCAGAGAGAUGCCAAAGUGUGGAGAUCUUAUUCCUAGAUUUGAACUGCCCUUAUGGGUAGGCUCAGAUAAUGGGCCUGUGUUUGUGGCUGACUUGGUACAGAAGAUGGCAAAGGAAGAGUAUCACAGGGCUGUGUAUACCCCCUGCGGUAUUGGGAGUCAUAUCAUCCCCUCUCCCUCUGGAUAUAAGGAAGAGUUUCACAGGGGUGUGUACACCCGCUGCGAUAUUGGGAGUAAUAUCAUCCUCUCCACCCAGGAAAUGACUAACAAGGCCAUUAGGAACAAUAUCACAGGGGGUGUUUACACACCCUGCGAUAUUGGAGGUAAUAUCAUCCUCUGCCCCCCGGGAUAUUACCAAGGAUAUCAAACAGGGGUGGUGUACACCCCCUGUGAUAUUGGGAGUAAUAUCAUCCUCUCCACCUCUGGGUGUCCAAGUCACACAGAGCCACGGAAUCUCACAGGUGUCUCAGAAUUCCUCCUCCUGGGACUCUCAGAGGAUCCAGAACUGCAGCCCGUCCUCCCUGGGCUGUCCCUGUCCAUGUAUCUGCUCACGGUGCUGAGGAACCUGCUCAUCAUCCUGGCUGUCAGCUCUGACUCCCACCUCCACACCCCCAUGUACUUCUUCCUCUCCAACCCGUCGUGGGCUGACAUCGCUUUCACCUCGGCCACAGUUCCCAAGAUGAUUGUGGACAUGCAGUCACAUAGAGUCAUCUCUUAUGCAAGCUGCCUGACACAGAUGUCUUUCUUUGUCCUUUUUGCAUGUAUAGAAGAUAUGCUCCUGAUUGUGAUGGCCUAUGACCGAUUUGUAGCCAUCUGUCACUCCCUGCACUACCCAGUCAUCAUGAAUCCUCGCCUCGGUGUCUUCUUCGUUUUGGUGUCCUUUUUCCUUAGCCUGUUGGAUUCCCAGCUGCACAGUUGGACUGUGUUACAAUUCACCUUCUUCAAGAAUGUGGAAAUCUCUAAUUUUGUCUGUGACCCAUCUCAACUUCUCAACCUUGCCUGUUCUGACAGCGUCAUCGAUAGCAUAUUCAUAUAUUUAGAUAGUACUAUGUUUCGUUUUCUUCCGAUUUCAGGGAUCCUUUUGUCUUACUCUAACAUUGUCCCCUCCAUUCUAAGAAUUUCAUCAUCAGAUGGGAAGUCUAAAGCCUUCUCCACCUGUCGCUCUCACCUGCCAGUUGUUUGCUUAUUUUAUGGAACAGGCAUUGGCGUGUACCUGACUUCAGCUGUGGCACCACCCCCCAGGAGUGGUGUGGUGGCGUCAGUGAUGUACACUGUGGUCACCCCCAUGCUGAACCCUUUCAUCUACUGCCUGAGAAACAGGGACAUUCAAAGCACCCUGUGGAGGCUGCGCAGCAGAACAGUCGAAUCUCAUGAUCUGUUCCAUCCUUUUUCUUGUGUGGGUAAGAAAGGGCAAGCACAUUAAAUCCCUACAUCUGCAAAU
Molecule: messenger RNA, 1752 nt
Organism: Pan troglodytes (chimpanzee)
Lineage: Eukaryota; Metazoa; Chordata; Mammalia; Primates; Hominidae
Product: olfactory receptor 7E24-like
Biological process (GO): G protein-coupled receptor signaling pathway
Cellular component (GO): membrane
Molecular function (GO): olfactory receptor activity; G protein-coupled receptor activity
Source: RefSeq, a predicted model, not a curated record